GCUUCGAUUCGAUAUAUGAUAGCACGUGUUGCAGCUGCCGUUGUACGAAUUAAGAAUUGGCUUCAUUUUUAAAUUAGUUUCCAAUAAUAGAGUCGAAUAGAUUGUUUUUAUAAACAUGGCUAUGCUGGCGGAACCACGACGCCGCAAGCGAUACAAUUUGUGUCCACGCGGCAAGGCGCUUUACGAAGAUGAAAACCGUUUUGGCACAAAAAUGCUGGAGAAGAUGGGCUGGACAAAGGGCAAUGGUUUGGGCGCCAAGCAGGAUGGCGAAAAGGAUUUCGUUCGCAUUCGAUUUAAGAACGACGCCGAAGGUUUGGGAUUCGAAGCAAGGGAUGAUCAGUGGACAACUCACGAGGAAGGUUUCAAUGGUCUUCUCAAAUCACUGAAUGGCGAAGAUAACGAGGCUAAUGGCAAAGAAUCUGAACCCGAAGAGGAAGCUAGACCCAUGGGCUUUGGGUUUAAGGCUGAAGAUCCGGAGGAGCCGUCCAAAAAGAAACUAAAGCAGAACAUUAGUGGUAUGUCGCUGGAGGAGAAAUCGAAACAAAGCAGGGCCCGCGUGCACUACAAAAAGUUUACACGCGGGAAGGACUUGUCCCAGUACAGCGAAAAGGAUUUGGCCAACAUAUUUGGCAAAAAGGCCACAGACGAUAUAGAAGCACCAGCACCCGUAGAGGUUGAACAGCCCAAGGAAGAAAAAGAGUUGGAUCCCAAUUUUGCUGGAGUGCAAACCGUUAGCACGGGACUUUCGGUCAGCGAUUAUUUUAAGCAAAAAAUGGAGGCGAUGAAAAACAGGCUCAAGAAUGGCACUGAAAGCGCCAAAAAAGAUGUUCCGGAUGAAUCACAGCCCAAGGUAAACGGAAAUGAACUAGAGGAGAACUCAGCAUGGAAUGAUCAAGAGCCCAGCAAAAAAAAGAAAAAAAAGAAGGACAAGGAACGAGCAGUCGAGCCAACAACUUUUGAGGAAGAUAUUGACCAGAACAAUUUAAAACUAAAGAAAAAAAAGAAAUCUAAACGCCCAUCCGAGGAUGAAUCUGAGCAAUCCCAGAACCUAUGCGAUGAUGAAAAACCAAGUGAAAAUCAAGAAACCAACCCGCCAAAAAAAAAGAAAAAGAAGAAGGACAAGCAGGAAGAACAAAUUAAGGAACCAACAAAAAAGGGAAAUUCAAAGAAAAAGGAAAAAACUGAAAAGGAUUUAAUAGAAACCAUAGAAAUAAUUGAAGAACCUGUUAAAACGAAGAAGAAAAAGUCUAAGAAAAGUGAGUUGAAUGAUUCGGAAAUAAUCAUUAUUGAUGAUGACACACCCACGGCUGACGUAUGCGAAAACUUAGAUGAAACUGCAACUAAAAAAAAGCGUAAAUCUCACAAAAGUGAACCAACCAACGAAAAGCCAGAAAACACAGCCGAAAUAACAGAAGAAGACUCCACAAAAAAGAAAAAUAAGUCAAAAAAAAGUAUUAAAGCCGAAGAAAUCGAACCAAUAGAGCCAAUACCCCAAUCCGUACCCGAAAGUACCGAUAAAACCUCGAAGAAGAAAAAGAAAUCAUUCACUUCCGCGCCCGAUCCCAAACUAGAAAUUCCUGCGCUCGCUACCGCUGUGGAUACGGCGGUCAAAAAGAUUAAUGACACAGGAAGGAAGCACAAGGACGACGUAAGUGCUGCCAGUGAAAUCUCCAGCGAUAAAAGCGAUCAGUCAGACGAUGAAGAUCUGCCUAAAGACCUCUUAUCUACGGAAGAGAUCAAAGAAAAACUAAAGUCAUACAAUACUUUUGCAAUUUCUCAAUUUUGUGCAGACAAAUUCCCAUUGUUCGACAUGAAGGCGUUCAAGGGGUCGUCGCUAUCCGAAAUCGUAGGCUACGGGAUCAGCGAGAACAUCGAGCUAGAGGUGGUAGACAAUCCGCAGGACGAAAGGCGUAUUCUAGACCUUUGGAACAAUAAAUCCCUUUGGGGAAAUCAAGAAAACUAAGAAGAACAUACGAUAUCCGAGGAAAGUGGCACGUUCAACUGUUCGGGCGGUUAAGAAAAGAGUUGCGUUUCAAGGAAUUUAGUUCGAGCAAACGAAAUAUAAUUCAACGUGAUUCUUGUAUGAUUGUUUUGUACAUAAACAACUUAAGUAGGUAGUUUGUAAGCUUCUGGGUUUACAUUUUAAUCUGUAACAAGUUAAUUAAUUAAACUGAACUAUACAUUUCAA
Drosophila ficusphila is the source of this 2188-nucleotide messenger RNA. RefSeq names its product PIN2/TERF1-interacting telomerase inhibitor 1. The transcript has 2 exons. Gene Ontology annotation, molecular function: telomerase inhibitor activity; nucleic acid binding. The record is from RefSeq and is a predicted model, not a curated record. Gene Ontology annotation, cellular component: nucleolus. The coding region runs from base 116 to 1963 and encodes 615 amino acids. Gene Ontology annotation, biological process: regulation of ribosome biogenesis. Lineage: Eukaryota; Metazoa; Arthropoda; Insecta; Diptera; Drosophilidae.